Messenger RNA from Vitrella brassicaformis, 2256 nucleotides. The record is from the annotation of a GenBank genome assembly. NCBI's taxonomy places the organism in Eukaryota, Vitrellaceae.
GGAAAAGGUGCGCCAGGGCGAUAAAACCAAUAUGAGUGUUGCUCCAUUGGCCGGUGGGCUCACUCAUAGGCAUACCAUCGUGAAUCACUCAUGGUUGGUUGUUUCAUUAUUGACUUCGUGCAACUCGAAAUCUAGGCUCACAGAUUCUCUACAAUGGUGUACAUCCGCCCGAGGGAGGUACGUACGCUCCAGAGAGUGCCUGUCGAGUGCUUACUGCAAUGCACGAGUCCCCAAUUUCCCUGUGUUUUCGUCGUGUCGUCGUGUUUUUUUAAGGCCACUGUCCUGUCUGCAAUCAGGUAAUGACAGGGACAAACAAAGACGAGCAUGUGUGUCCCUUCGCCUUUCUGCAGGAGAGAGUCGCAUUUCAAGAGGCAUGCAAAGCACAUGCACAAAAGGUUUCGCAGCUGGACGCAAAAGAGGUCGGAAGGCAGACGACGCUGCAUGCACCUCAGGAAAGUGACAGCCUGUUCUUUUACUGCAGAGUCCGGGCAUAUAGAAUGAACCUGCCCGUCGUUUUGACUGCUGAUUCAGCGGCAAUGGACGGGCAGUACAUCGCCGCUUGUUGCCAAAAGGCUGCAUCCAACCGGAAGCACGACGUGCGGCUAUGGUACGGCUAUUCCAGGCGCGUCAGAGAAAUCGCUCCCUCGCUUAACCCAGAACAGCUUGGCUAUAUUCUCUAUGGGUAUUCUCUAAGAGUGAAAGAAAUUCGGCGCGGUAGAUUUCAUCCCUUUUCCCGUCUGCAGAUUCGGAAAGGCGAGAUUCCUUCACGAGGGACUGUAUCGCGACCUCGUCCCCCAUAUUUCUAAGCUUCUGCCUGACUUCUGGUCUCAUCCACUGAUGAUUAUCGCGUGGGCGUUUCAAAGGGUCCAAAUUAAAGAGCCCGAACUAAUGGAAAAGGUAGAAGGCCACCAGGACGCUAUUCUCUGAAGUCGAUUAUCGAGAUUGCCCUGCCCUUCAUUCUAGAUUAUGGACACGGCAUUGAGCAAGAUGGACUCUAUGCGGCCAGCAGACAUUAUCAGAAUAUCCAACAUUUAUGCGAAGAUGGUAAUGGCAGCAUACAUCAAUGGUACGCCCUGUCCUCUCGUCGUUUUACGUUGCAGGGCUUGAAGAAUCCUUCUUUGGCGCAGAAACUAUCGAGCGAGCUCAUCCCUAAGUGGGAAAGGACGUUUGCGACUGAUUUUCGCGAGGUCAUCAGCGAUGUAAGCCUAUGCCAGCUGUACGACAACGACGCCAAGAAGUACAUCAUGGAGAGGUUUCGCCGGUCCGCAGAUCGCCAGACGUACAAGAUCUUUUGUACCGUUUGCGUCUUCUUCAUCCAGAGCGCACCCGGCAGCAAGACCUCAGCAUUAUUUGCAGGCGUAUAGAUGCGCGGUAGCGCUCAGAGUCUUGUUUCCAGACAUCUGGGAGGCACUACCGGCCGCAACCCGCGCUUUCUAUGUCAGGCUCAGGUGGGGGCCCAGAGCAACAAUAAUGUCGACGCGAACUGCUGUGUGGUGCCAUUUUGUUGCGUUACAGUCUUAGGAGGAUUUAUCAACGGCCCCGGUUCCCGUCUGCAUUCCAUUGGGAAGUGUCGAACGACCUGGUGAAGCUAGGGGUCGCUCACCGAAACACGUUCAGGUAGAGCCGUAUCACCGCGUCCUUUUCGGUGUACAGACCUUCUCUUCCACCCAGGUGGGGGUGCUAUUGGAUUGACAUCGGGGAGGUUGACGACAGGUCCGUGCAUCGGGGAAGUUGACGACAGGUCUUGUGUAUGAAAAACUUACCUGCAUUUUCUUAAAUAUAGGAACAACUGCUGGUUUGUUGAUGGGCCAUCUAGCUUCUACACGUCCUCGACGGAGUAUCUGGAAGUGAAGAAACUGCAUCACCGGUCAGUGAUGCAGUGCAGUUCAGGGUUGAUCGAUGCAGGUCUUGGCUGUGCUGUCUUCGUUCGCAGUAUUUUGAGCGACCUCGGAUGGAAUGUGAGACGUGUUCGAUGGUACGACUGGCUUUCGCUUGGACCAGAUGAACAAGCGAAAAGGGCAUUUCUGCAACGGCUCCGAAGCGAGGACGCGAAGAGAGAGAUUGAAGACACAGCGAGGGGGCUCAGCUCGUCAGACUUGAAGCGUUUGCUCGCACAGGUCGCGAAAAGGGCAAGAAGAGAACGUCCUGCUCCCAUACAAUUCGCACUGUAGAAGUAAGGCUUGUCGGACGCGCGAUUUUGAUCCUGCCGAUUUAUCGAUAUUACAGUGAUCCGCUGUAACCAUCUGUCAAUAAGUC